Messenger RNA from Helobdella robusta, 1140 nucleotides. RefSeq lists its product as hypothetical. The coding region runs from base 1 to 1140 and encodes 379 amino acids. NCBI's taxonomy places the organism in Eukaryota, Metazoa, Annelida, Clitellata, Rhynchobdellida, Glossiphoniidae. The record is from RefSeq and is a predicted model, not a curated record. The transcript has 9 exons.
AUGGCCAACCAGAAGAAAUGUUUAAAAUGUUCAACUAAUGAGGUUGUUGAUACAGACAUAACGAGGCUGGCAAGACUAGGGAAAAAAGUGACGAUGCUAUUCUUCGUCGUGUGGGGGUUGAAUCAUGAUUUAACGAUUGAACAGCGAAAGGAAAUCAAAACCCUGACAGACGAGGCAAAGGAAAACUCGGACAAAGAAAAAAAUGGUGAUGAAAGUAUAAAUGAUUUAGAAAGAAAGACGAGCGGCAGAAAAAUCAAAGACUUCGAUCGAAAAGACGAAAAAAGAGAUAAAAUUUAUGUUCUUAUUUUAACUGAAACCUGGCAUAGAUCUCACGACGAAAUAUCUGUUUUAUCUGCCAAACCUGCAGAGUACAGUUAUGUUGAUUACCUUAGACCAUAUGAUGCUAAUCAUGGAGGAUUAAUAAUUUACUUUAGGUCUAUUCUUAAAUUUAAAAGACUGGAACUACCACAAUUAAAUACUUUUGAAGCCAUCGCAUUAAAAAAUAUAUGCAAUCGGAACGACUACUUAUUCCUGGCCAUCUAUAGACCUGGGUCAUUGCCUGUCACUCCUAUGUUUUUUAAGGAACUGUCAUCUGUUUUGGAGAGUAUGACAAUAUUAACUUUCAAUUUAGUUGUUGCAGGUGGCGUAUUAGACCUGAUUGCCAUUCCUUGUGAUAUUCUUACCUCUGAAAUACAAGUAUUUCCAAGUGGAAUUUAUUCCGAUCAUGGUCUAGUUGAAGUGACCCUAAUGAAGGAGGCGGGUACCGCUGCCUUAAGAGCCGCAGACUUUAAAAAUUCAAAAUAUGCGGCUCUUGCAGAUAGCAAAAUUUUUCAGCCAGUCUGUAUUGAGACCUUUGGUCCAACCGAUUUUCAGACUCAGAGUUUUCUGAAUGAACUCUGUAGCAGGAUUGUAGAAGUAUCGGUUCUCAAGGAACCAUCCGGCAUUUCUGCGCAUGAUGGUAGGCGCCCGGACGGAUGCACACUAAUACCUUGGAGAGCCGGUAGAUGUUUGGCGUGGGAUGUUACGGUCCCUGGCACCCUUGCCGAACGAUAUGUAAACCUGACAAGUAAAGAAUGCGGUUUGGCCGCGGCCAGGGCAGCGGACGAGAAAAUGAAAAAAUAUGGGAACGCCCUCCCCUAG